Messenger RNA from Macadamia integrifolia, 825 nucleotides. RefSeq lists its product as uncharacterized. The record is from RefSeq and is a predicted model, not a curated record. The transcript is spliced from 2 exons. The coding region runs from base 186 to 581 and encodes 131 amino acids. NCBI's taxonomy places the organism in Eukaryota, Viridiplantae, Streptophyta, Magnoliopsida, Proteales, Proteaceae.
AUGCUGUGAAGUUUGAUCUAAUCUUCUUUACAGGAAAACAAAAGGUGUGAUCCAAUCGUUGCUGGGCGACCCGUGACCCGUCUAGCAAACUCCUCCCUGAACCUGAAGGGCUGGAGGUAAAAUUCGUCCCUACCCUCCUAUUCCAAGUCCCACCAAUCUGGAAUUCUUUGUCUCUCAGAUUCGCCAUGGCUGCAUCUUCAGCGUCAUCGGCAACAAAAUCGCUGUUUCAGUCACUGAAAAAAUUCUUCAAGAAACCAUGGGAGAUCACAGGCCCUUGUGCCAGCCCAGAGUACAAGAACGCACUCCCUGGCGCCCUCGAGUACCGUGUCUUCUGCCCCGCCACUGAACCACAUAAGGCUAUCGUCCCUACUUCCAACCCCGAAACCGUCUACGACAUCAAGUACUUCAGUCGUGACCAACGGCGCAAUCGCCCGCCUAUUCGACGUACCAUUUUGAAGAAGGCCGAUGUCGAGAAGAUGAUGAUGGAGACGACUUUCGAUGUUAAUGACUUCCCUCCUGUUUAUCUCACUGCCAAGGUCGAAGAGGAUGAAAAUGCCAGGGGCGGAGGUUAUCAGAAAUAGGGUUAGGAGUUGUGGCAAAAUACGUGUAUGCCCUUGACCCAUUUAAUAAUCUCUCUCUUGUUUCAAUCAGUGUGUAGAAUGAUAUUUCAUGAUAAUAGCACUGUCCCAAUUGAAUUCAGUUGGUAUGUAGUGGACAAGGGUUUGAUUUCUACUUUUGAUGUGUUAUUACAAGGCCUUUAAUUUUUAUUUGUUCUGUUACUAGAGCAACUGACUUGUGGAAAAUAAAGAUAUUCAUUUAUCCCCA